Molecule: messenger RNA, 594 nt
Organism: Lichtheimia ornata
Lineage: Eukaryota; Fungi; Mucoromycota; Mucoromycetes; Mucorales; Lichtheimiaceae
Exons: 3
Coding region: 1-594 (197 amino acids)
Cellular component (GO): peroxisomal membrane
Source: RefSeq, a predicted model, not a curated record
AUGGAAACUCUGACUCAGAUCGCCCUCAAUCCCAAAUACCACGAUGCCCUCACAAUCCUCAAAGGCUUCCGCAAUGGCGUUGUCUAUGGCACUCGAAUCAGAUUUCCUCACGCAUUGGUGAUGGCCUUCCUAUUCAAAUCCGGAUCUAUCCAAGACAAGUUUCGAUACAUCUUCAAGGCCACCAAGCAACAUGCCAAGAACUUGGGUACAUUUGCCACCAUCUACAAAGCUGCCAUGUUUGCAUUGAAACGACUGAAUGGUAACAAGGAAGCGGAUAUCCAUCCAUUCAUUGCUGGUCUUCUUGGAGGCUACUAUGUGUUUGGUGAGAACAAUAGUAUCAAUCAGCAGAUUGUAUUGUACAUCUUUGCACGUGUGGUGCUUGCAACGGUGAAGAUCCCCGUCAAACGGCAAAUCAUUGAUGCGCCUCAACAUACAUAUCCAGUCUUUGCUGCAGUCUGCUGGGGUUUGGUCAUGUACCUCUUCAAGCACGAUGCUGAUACCCUGCAGCCCUCGCUGCGUUCUUCCAUGCAAUAUAUCUACAAGGAUUCGGAUUCGUGGAACUCGCUCCGUACUUUAAUAUGGCACAACAAAUAG